This is a messenger RNA of Lasiodiplodia theobromae, 771 nucleotides long. RefSeq names its product Serine-rich repeat adhesion protein. The coding region runs from base 1 to 771 and encodes 256 amino acids. NCBI's taxonomy places the organism in Eukaryota, Fungi, Ascomycota, Dothideomycetes, Botryosphaeriales, Botryosphaeriaceae. The transcript has a single exon. The record is from RefSeq and is a predicted model, not a curated record.
AUGUCCGACAUCAAUGACCGCGUGGCCUCCCGGUCCGAGUCUUCUCCCACUCUCCCAGACAUUGAGCCUCAAGCUCCUCUGUCUUUGUUCCAGCACCCGUUCGGCUACGACGGUGACCAUAGCCUUGGCUCAGAGCCUGAAGUCUACGCCGUUCCGGACGCUGUCAAGGAUCCGGGUUCCACAGAGGUCCCGCGGGCAGUCCCAAUCGUGGAAGAGCAACCGAGGGGCUCCGUCAUUCACCAUGAAGCUCCUGCGAUUGGUAAAGGCCAACGUGCGAAGUCCAAGUCUUCCAAUUCCUCCAGUUCAUCGCAGUCGACUUCCCGACCCGCUAGAACUAUGCCGGCCAUUGCCGUUGCGCAUCAGACUUCCACAGGCACUUUCCCAGGGGAUGCGACACCCAUCGGCAAACAGACGACUUUCGUGAUGCGAGUCCCCGAGGAAGCAGCCGUGUAUGAAGUACCUAUCACCAGGCGCCGGUCAACCACCAUCAAGAUCACGGUUGAUAACGGAAGUGAUGAGUCAGCGCACAUGCGCAAAGCUUCGAACUCCGAAUUCAAGACCGGAACAGUGAGCCCUUCCAGACGACCAAUUUCAAAGGCCAAUUCUGCAGAGCCGCUGCAACCGGUCCCGAUAAUCAAAGAAGAUGAUACUUCUACCAAACGUUCGAAACGCAGUCGUAUUCGAGCUCUGUGGCGCCGCCUUGUGGCGAAGAUCAUGAUGAUGAAGGCUCGGAAAGCUGCGAAAGCUUCUGCACCCCAGACUAAUGUCUAA